Molecule: messenger RNA, 1242 nt
Organism: Danaus chrysippus (African queen)
Lineage: Eukaryota; Metazoa; Arthropoda; Insecta; Lepidoptera; Nymphalidae
Source: the annotation of a GenBank genome assembly
AUGGAAUGGUAUAGCGAACGAGCUAUUUUAACUCUCGAGGAUGAACAAGCUGCAUCUAUUAACGGGACAAUGAAAGUUCAAUUCUUCGCUCUUCUUUCGCUCGUAGCAAGCAUUUAUGCCUUCCCUUCAUUGGAAGACAACGUUUAUGAGUUAGGUCAGCCGAUCCAAAAAAAUGCCGCGGAAGACAGAGUCAGGGAAGGAUUUGCGAAAUUUAUUGAAAAAAUACAAAGUGCCGGUUAUGAUCCGUUAGAAAUAGACAGGAGAGAAAUUAAUAUGAACAUCGCGAUCAUAGGACUUAUAUUCGAGGCUUUCAUUGAGAAUGUGCGAAUCUCUGGACUCAGUGACAUUCACAUCAGCAGCUUGGAAUACAGUUACCUCUUCAACAGAUUGCGUAUUGAUGUGUAUAUACCCCAAAUUGAUGUUUUAUUUGACAACACUAAAUUCGGAGCCAUUAGCCGCAGACAAGAAUAUGAAGGUGAAAUGAAUGGCAAUGUAUAUAUAAACGAAUUCCGUAUCCGGGGCGUUGUUUACGUUAAUGUCAAUGUCAUCGGACAAGUCUCUCUUCGAAGUAUUUCAUUGGACUCCAGCCUUAAGGGUAUUGAGGCCGACAUCAACGCUGUCAUAAAUGGAAACGAUGGUUCUGAAUACAUGAACAAUCUGUUCAGCGUAAGGAUCCCUGCCUUCUUUAAUAAUAACAAGGCAAGGACAAUGAAACUUCAAUUCUUCGCUCUUCUUUCGCUCGUAGCUAGCAUUUAUGCCUUCCCUUCAUUGGAAAGCAACGUUUAUGGUCAGCCGAUCCAGAAAAAUGCUGCGGAACACAGAGUCAUAGAAGGAUUUGCGAAACUUAUUGAAAAAAUUCAAAAUGAAGGUUAUGAACAAUUAGAAAUAGACAGGAGAAAAAUUAAUAUGAACGUUGCGAUUGUAGGACUUAUAUUCGAGGCUUUCAUUGAGAAUGUGCGAAUCUCUGGACUCAGUGACAUUCGCAUCAGCAGCUUGGAAUACAGUUACCUCUUCAACAGAUUGCGUAUUGAUGUGUAUAUUCCCCAAAUUGAUGUUUUAUUUGACAACACUAAAUUCGGAGCCAUUAGCCGCAGACUAGAAUAUGAAGGUGAAAUGAAUGGCAACGUAUAUAUAAAAGAAUUCCGUAUUCGAGGUGUUGUUUACGUUGAUGUCGAUGUCAUCGGGCAAGUCUCUCUUCGAAGUAUUUCAUUGGACUCCAGCCUUAAGGGUAUUGAGGUAUAA